This is a messenger RNA of Dreissena polymorpha, 7066 nucleotides long. RefSeq lists its product as uncharacterized. The transcript has 4 exons. NCBI's taxonomy places the organism in Eukaryota, Metazoa, Mollusca, Bivalvia, Myida, Dreissenidae. The coding region runs from base 258 to 2654 and encodes 798 amino acids. The record is from RefSeq and is a predicted model, not a curated record.
CGUAAAAGAAGUGCUACCCACAAUUCCUUUCGCGUUAGUACACAGGUCAGAAAGACCGGUGUGUACACAAUGCUUCAGGUCCUGUUCCAGACGUUAGUACUCAUUGUCCGUGGCGCGUUGGAUUAACGUCUCAAGCGAAAGAAAAGCCGGCGUCCUAGAAAAUACAGUACUUCAUCCUUCGCAGUCUAUCAGACAUUCAUUAUUACAAGCUCCAUCUCCCCAGCUAUCCUGUUGCUAAAAGGACCGACGAUAUUCAAAUGGCUGAAUAUUGUGUGGAAGGCGAAGGCAAAAAAUGGCUGUUGGAAACGAUGCGAAUGAUGUUAAGGGAGGAGAUUAAUGAGGGGUUGCAUGAUUUUAACAUUGAACGGGUUCACAAAAGAGAUGAACAUGCGAACGACGUAGAAGCCGAGUACCAACAGAAAUGUCGAGAAUUUCUAGGACGGUUGAAAGAAUACUACAAGAAAAAAUUGACAAUGCUACCUGUUUCGCCAAUAUGGUAUGGUCGUGAGAAAUCGAUUAUGGAUAUUUUUGUACCGAUACAAUUUCACCAUGUCGCACGCGAGAAAAACGGAUCUCGAAGAGAUACGGAACAAAAGGUAGAAACAUACAAGGACAUGUUUUAUACAAACACCACAUUGAACGACCGAGUAUCCAUACAAGGAGAUCCUGGAAUGGGCAAGACUACGUUUCUUGGUAAAUUGGUCAUUGACUGGUGCAAUUCAGACUCAAAAGAUCCGGAGCCAAGCUCUAAAUUCAGUGAUGUAGAAAUAUUGCAGAAUUUCAGAUUUUUAUUCCACAUUAAACUUCGAGACUCAGUUGGGCAAAAUAAAGUAGUAAACAUGAUCAAAACACAAAUAAUUGAUGAAAUUUACUUUAAUAAAAAACAACAGAGGGAGGCAUACGAUUUACUUGGAAGUAUCUUGGAAAGGGAGACCUGCCUUGUAACAAUGGAUGGGUUAAAUGAAUGGACUGAUCACACAAAAGAAAACCCUAUACCGAAACUGUAUUCUAUAUCCAAGCAAUGUGUUGUCUUAACAACAUCACGACCCUGGAAAAUUGCUGAUAAGCGUAUCAGAGAUUCUGAAAUCGGUACACUUAUAGAAGCGGUUGGAAUAACAGACACCGAACAGCUUACGCAAAAUAUGCUACGUUCUCUGACUGUAGAAUAUCAAGAGUCAUAUAAAGAAUUUAUGGCCUACGUAGAGGAACGUAAAUUAAACCAUUUUCUGGCCUCUCCUUGGAUGCUGACACUCCUAGUAAAUCUAUGGGUGGACAAAACGUUUUUAAGUGGAUCAUUAUGCGAAAUAAAUAAAGUUCUGAUAUACACCCUUUUCAACAAGGAACUGCCAAAAGAGGGGUUUACUGAACAUAUUCCAUCGGAAAAUGCUGUUUUCGAGCAUCACACAGAGAUUUGUAACGCACUAGCAAGGGAUGCAUUUUAUUUCACGAUUUGCUCUGAAAAAUCACUAGUAUUUAGCAAACAGGAACUAUUAAGUACUGACAUGUUGUCAAAUGAACAACUCGAGUUUGCCAUCAGAUCUGGUGUUUUGAAUGAACGACAUUGCUUCUCAACCGCAUCGUGUAAAUCGCAAGUUUCAUUUCUACAUGAAACGAUCCAGGAAUUCUUUGCUGCUUCUCAUAUCGCUAAUUUACCGGAGGACAAAAUUACGAAUAUCUUUUGCAAAAGUAAGUAUAAUGUGUUGGAAAUCAGCCAGGUAAUCAUUUAUCUCAGUGGACUAAAGUGUGAUGUAGCUAAUAAAGUAAUACACUAUCUGACAGAAGACGUCUUCAACGACGUAAACACAGAACUUGACUGGAUAAGAAUUGGAUCCGAAGACAUGUACACGACAUUAAGAUUUCACGUCGUUAACCGUCUGGUGUUAUCUUUAGUGCAGGGCAUGAUGAUCAGCUGUUAUCAGGAGGCUAAAGUCAGCAGACCAAAACAUAUUCGUCUGGAAAUGAGUCAUUUCAUAUUUCAUGCAAACGUAAACAAGAACGAAAACGAUGAUUUGUUGCAAAUUUUAAUGAUGAACACGUCCCAUGUUCGAACACUAAUUUUAGAACGCGAUGUAUUAGAAGAAAAUAUAAUAUUAACAGUCCUUCAACAGUCAAAACAUUGCAUCGAACGCUUGAAAACGCCAGGAUCUCGAGCAAUUAUAUCCGAAUUAAAUAAUCUGAACGUAAAUAGGUUGGAUUUAAUCGGAAUUAGCGACGUGUCAUUGUUUUCCGGGCUGCUUCCAUCCAUGAGUAACCUGACGUAUUUGCGGAUAGAAAAAACUGAUUUUAACGAAGAUAUUGUCCCACCGUCCCCUGUAGAAAAUGUAUUGAAUGUUCGGCUGCCUAUAAUGUUACAGCAUGUUGAUUUGUUGAACUGCACAAUUUCCCCUCAAUGGCUCUGCAGUUUAUUGAUCACACUUUCUUCACUAGAUCAUCAAGUCAAGUGUGUUUUGUCCAAUGUUGUUUUGUAUUUAUACAAAGAAACCCGUGGGCACGAAUUACGUACACAUGUAUCGGACUUGCGAUCUGAAAUGAUGUCACAUGACAUGUCCAAUAUUGAGAUAUUAGUGGAAAAUGUCAGUAAGGAACUGUUCGAAAUAUUACGUGAUACAAGUAUAGGGAUCUUCGACCUGAGAACGAGUAUGCAUUGGAGUUAAUGAAGGACUCCCCUGGAUUGUAUGAAAUGUUAUCCACAAUUAAUAUAUCCAGUCUGAACAUGACCCAAAUCGAACAUCCCGACAUGCUGUCACAGACACUGCCUCUACUUACCCACUUGCAGCAGCUAAGGAUUUGUUUAAAGCAAUAUAUGGAGAUAAAACUACCACGAUCUUUAAAGUAUGUGUUUUUAAUUUACACAACAUUUUCCCCUGCAGCGUUACAACAUUUCAUGCAGGACAUGUAUACCUCAAAACAUAACGUUUAUUGUAAACUGUGGUUCAAUGUUGAAGGGAAUGAAGACGAAUAUACGAGAAUCAGACACGAAGUUUGUGAACUGGAUUCAGUCGAAGUGCAACAGUUUGAUUUUGUGGACAACCGACAUUAUUGUGGGGAUGUUGCUGCUGCUGCGACUCUUUCUUCUACCGCUGAUGAGGCUGAUGACGAUUCGAUAAACAUUUUCUACGGAGAAAGGGAUAUAUUGAUUCACGAACGUGGUUGCACUAUUGUAAAAUUCGACUUCAUAUUUCUUUAUCAGAGAAUCUUCAUCUCUAGCAAAACUCCAUUACUAUUCUUUUGUCCAGCUGUGUUAGAGCGAUUUUAUGAAAUAUUAUAGAAAAUCUUUAACUUACAAGUUAUGUCUAAAUUUCGAGUCACCGCAUUAAUUGAUUUUAUGCAAAUAUAAUCGAUUUGUUCUCAGAGAUAUAUAAAUCAAAAGUAUAUGUCUAUUCACUCUUUGAAUAACAAAUAUUCUGUACAUGAAGGUAUACAUUUAUACAUUCAAUAAAAACACGUGUCGAAAAAUAAUUUUGAAUAAAACGAAACUAAACUAAAUCCGUUGUUUUUAGUUAACCGUAGCAUUAAUUAAAAGUAUUUAUUUUAAGAAAAAGACUUACUCUAAAUUUAAUAAGAUCACUUAAUAUUUAUUUAAAGUAGACUUCAAAGAAGUAUAGUUAUUCACCAUUAUAUAUUUUAUUGAUAUAAUUCUGUACCAUGCUAGUCAUAUUUCUGUAUAGAGAACAAUUUCAGCCAAUAUAUUUACAUCUUCAAAAAUAGCAUACCGUUUUAUUAAGUGUAAUUAGAUAUGCGUUCUAAUGGAAAUUUCUUUAAUUAUCACUCUCAAAAAAUGUCUUAUUUUUAUUUAACCAACAGCGCUUUUUUGGAAUGUCAAAUAUCAAAGAUUAUUUUGAUACAAAUGACAACAUAACAGAAUAACAUGCUCAGAACUCAUGAUGUACUAACAUGUCAAGUACGCAAAUACAUGUUUCCAAUCUUGAUACAGGCGCGAUUGUUUUAAUCACAUAUUGUCCAAACAUUGUUGACAGGAGAUGUUUGCAAUUAAUCAUUGCCUGCGUUGAUCAAUACGUUGAUAAGCCAUACUUAUUGGUGCAGGAACAUAAAAAUGUUGUACAUAGAUUAUAGAUGUAUGUUUUGCAAUCAUUGCAAAAAUUAAAUAUGUAUAAUAAGCCUGAUACAAUUCAUAUUAAAUUAUAAAUAUUAAACAUAUUGCGUUAUAACAUUUGCCAAUUGUAAACUGUUUCUUGCAUAUAUUCAUAAAUAUAAUUUAUCUAAUAAUAUGAUGGUUUUUGUAUAGUAAUUGUGUCUUCUUUUUCGUUUUAACAAUUUAUAUAAUUAUCUUUAUGUGUCAUUAUUUAUCUGAUGUAAUGAUGUAAAUAAAACUACCGUUUAUCAUCUCACAACCCUUAACAUCUGGAUUAUUCAUGAAUAUCCAUUGUUAAUACCGUGUAAUACAUUGUGCAUACAAUCUGUUUCGUUAAAACAAUUAAUAUUAUCAUGUUCAUGUGUCAUUAUUUAUCUGAUGUAAUGAUGUAAAUAAAACUACCGUUUAUCAUCUCACAACCGUUCAAGUGAAUAGAAAAAAAAGGUUCUGAAUAUAGCAAACUGUCUCUUUAACAGUUGCUUCAGUGGUUUGAUCUAUCCGAAUCACUUUAUACCAUCUGGAAUGCCCGACCCAUGAGCUAUAAGAAAGCUACAACGGGGUCCGCCACGUGCCUGUUUACAUUAGGAAUGUUAUUAAUGUAAGAAAUACUGCUUCAUGUACAAUUACUUUAGUCUUUUUUAUUGUAGGCGCCCUAUGUUGUGUUGGUAAAGCAUUUUAGUUAUGGAUUAGUAUAUACCUAUUACAUAAAUGUGUCGCUUUUUUCUAUUCGUUGACAUCAAAUUUAUGCAUGUUGAAUGCUAGAUAUAAACUUAAAAACAAAUGACUUUUAAUUUAGAACAUAAGUGCAUAUUUUGUGUACAUAUGCAAUUGUGUUAUUAUUAUUGUUUUGCUACAGGUGUGUGUGUAUAUUGUGCACUAUAAUAGUUGAUAAGUUAAAAUAUGAAAUUUUAACAUGCAAUAUAUUGUUAUAAAACAUGGCCUAUAAGAAUUUAUUUAACAAUUACAUGUAUGUAGUUCCCAUUCAAAUAAUAUAACAUGGUGUCAGUUCAUCAUGGAAUGUAGCUUAUUAUGCCCCCCACCUCCCUUCGGAGAAUAGGGGGUAUAUUGUUUAGCUGGAUGUCGGUCGGUCUGUCGGUCGGUCUGUCUGUCGGUAGACCAGUUCGUUUCCGAUCAAUAACUCGUCAACGAGUUGACCGAUUGUCUUGAUACUUCACUUGUGCAUUGGCCUUGAACAGUAGAUGAACCCUUUUGGAAUUGGGGUCACCAGGUCAAAUGUCAUGGUCAAUGUCACAAUAAGAGGAAAAAUCGUUUCCGAUCAAUAACUUUUCAACGAAUCCACCGAUCGGCUUGAUACUUAACACGUGCAUACGCCUUGGGCAGUAGAUUACCCCCAUUUACAUUUGGAGUCAUCAGAUCAAAGGUCAAGGUCACUGGCAAAAUAAGUGUGAACAUCUUUUCCGAUCAAUAUCUCGUCAACGAAUUGACCGAUUGGCGUGAUACUUCCAAUGUGAAUUGGACUUGAACAGUAUAUGAACCCUAUUGAAAUUAGGGUCACAAGGUCAAAGGUCAUAAGUGGGAAAAUCGUUUCCGAUCAAUUGACAUGACGCCUUAUCAGUGAUCGCUCCGCCCACUUAAUCACGUGGCUCAGCGGGAAGAAAACCUAGACAAGCUAACACCAAAAUGGCUUCUUUGCCUAUAGACUGCAUAUAUAUAUUUACGCGAUAUUCCGGAUGAUUUUAUGGACUUGUUUAACACCAUAUUACACUUGUAAAGGGGUUAAUGCCAUUUAGUUAUUCUGCAAAUGCAAAGAAUAAACGAUUAAAGAGAACAUCAGCUAUUUAUAACGGGUAAAUCGGUACAUUAAACACGCUCUCAAACGCUUGCGCGCUUACCGAAAUCGAACCCGUUAUUACGUGUAAUGGUGGUAUUUGCAAUAAAUUAACACUUCACCGGUAUUUACCCGUGUUAUUAACAACAUUAUUACCGAAACAUUCCCCCCUCCCGUGUAUUUGACACGAAAUAGCGCUUUAUAACUGGGAAUUCGGUGAAGUUUUACGCGCUUUCUGACGCCGGGUGGGUACCUCAAUCCCACAUGUUAUUGCGUAUAAAAGUGAUAUUAAUAAAUCAUAUUAAACAUUGCUUAUGGGUCAUUUAUCAAUCACUAUAAUUUAAAGCGCAUAAACAACACAGUAAGUUUGGACAUUGUCUGAUAUAAAAUUAGCGUUGUACGAAAUGGAAUACGGUCAGGCUAUUAUAAAUUAAUAAGGCUACCAAUAUCAGACGCUCGCGCAGGUACCGACUUCCCCGAAGUUACCGCAUUUAUUGGUUAACUAAUAUCAGUAAUAAUAACUCUUUUACAAUAGCAUUUAUCGAUACGUCUUUAUUAAAAUAAUAACAAAAUGGUUUUCACUUGUUUCUGACACACACAGAAACGCGAUUUUUAACGGGAAUCUCGUAAAGUUACACGAAUUGGGUACCAAAAUUCUCAAUUAUUUUACAUGCACACGUGACAUAAUACAUAAUUAAUAAUGCUUAGUUAUUGCUUAUAUGACAUUUCAAGUUUGUGAAAUAAAUUAAUGUUCUAUAAAGGGGAUCUCGGUAAUUCUUGAAGCUUCCAUUCGCUCUUGUCAAGACCGCAUCGCCGCGUUGGAAAUGGUAUAAAUUUAAUUCAUCUAACUUAUCUUUCUGGAUACCAAAUGUCAGAGUUGCAUUAACCCUUUUUACACCGUUUUUGCCAUAUUUCAUUUCCGUUUUUUUAAUCCGAACAAAAUAAACGAAACUCGUUUAAAAAAUGAGAUCUAGGCAUUCGAGCUCCUAGUGUGGAUUAAAAGCGUUUAUUGCUGACACCACAUGAGUGCAAAUGUGUAGAUACCGUUAAUAAGAUAAUAUAUCACAUGUCACCUUCAAAUAACAUGUUUGAUGUCAAUUAAGUGCAUUACUAUCAGAGUAAUAAAACACAGCAUGAAUUAGGCUUCAUGCUGGGUUUUAUUUCUCUUUAAGUAAUGCAGAUGA